Photinus pyralis (common eastern firefly) is the source of this 2027-nucleotide messenger RNA. Its product is annotated as retinol-binding protein pinta-like. The record is from RefSeq and is a predicted model, not a curated record. Lineage: Eukaryota; Metazoa; Arthropoda; Insecta; Coleoptera; Lampyridae. Gene Ontology annotation, molecular function: phosphatidylinositol bisphosphate binding. Gene Ontology annotation, cellular component: membrane. The transcript has 6 exons. The coding region runs from base 58 to 894 and encodes 278 amino acids.
GCAACUUUGAGCUGAUGAUGCAGGAAAGUAUUUCACUGGUGCACGGAUAGACCUCCAAUGGAAGAGUCAGGUGAUAAUGAGAGCAGCUUGAUGCUGAUAAAAGAGUGGGUUGCCACACAAUCAUUUCCAGAUGAAGUGCUCACUGAUUUACACCUACUGAACUUUCUGCGAGGAUGCAAGUUCGACCAACUAAAAACCCGGGAUAAAUUAACGCACUACCUUCAGCUGAGGUCAAGCAAAAGCGAGUUUUUUCACGAUAGGGAUCCCUGCGGUGAGAGUUUAAGGGAAGCUAUUUCAAGGGGAAUAAUGAUAUCGUCGACCAUUGAAAACUUCGAAAUUGUGAUAGUGAGGUGGAAGUACUGCGACAUAAAGAAGGUAUCUCUUAUCAACGCAUCAAAGUUGGGCUUUAUGCUCUUUGACGUUUUCAUGAACGAAAGCCCCACUUGCAUGAUUAAUGGCCACACUGUAAUUAUAGACUGUGAAAAUUUACCUUUGGGCUACGCUCUGCAGUUAUCCCCCAGGUUCAUUCGGGAACUCAAACACGUUGUCUUCAAGGCGUACCCAACGCGAAUUAAAGCCAUUCACGUGGUCAACUGUUUUCCAGGGGUAGGGACCAUGUUCAAUAUUUUUAAGCCCAUUUUACCGGUGAAAAUAGUGUCGAGGAUACAUUUUUACAAAGCUUCGAGCAUAAGUGAACUUCGUGCUCACAUUCCACCUUCAGUACUUCCAAAAGACUACGGCGGGGAAGGGGAAACGUUAGACACGCUUAGAGAUGUAACAAGAAGUAUGUUCGAGGAGAGAAGGUCCUGGUUUCUAAAAGAACUUUCUGAUGCACGACGUCAAAGAAAAAGUCCACCACAGCAAUUUGAAUGGGGGACUGUAUAUGCCCACUAAAGGUGUUACAACAAUUUGCUCUGGUGUAGAAGGUGGUAUUAGAAGAUUUAUGGACGCACCUGAAGGUAGAAAAUGAAAAUUUUUUUGAAACUUUUAUCAUUGCAAUUUCGCAGAAGUUUUAUCGGCAAGGUAAAGUUCUUUUUCCACAUUUGGAGGAACAUUUCAUAGACUAUUCCACUAUAACUAAUAAUCACACCGCAUCAUUAAUUAAAGCAAUUGUAGGUGCCUAAUAUAUGUUCGCAUUAGAUUUUUUAAUUUGUCUAAAAGAUUCACUUCUGUAAUUCAAGGGAAAAGUAUUAGGCAAGAACUAAAUAAAUUAAUAUUGUUUAAUUAAUAAUUGUGUUUCUGAUGUGUAGUUUUAUAAUUAUAGGUGAGCUUGCUAAGUACAUCAGAUCAGGUAUGAAACUCUAAGUAUUCAUUAAUAGGUACCUUCGUUGUACUCAAGGAUCAAAUACUCAAUUGUCUUCUGAAAAAUCACAAUAUACAUAUUUGGUUUUUGGACUCAGUACCAUGUAGUUAUUGGUAAACCAGAGUCUAAGGAGAAGCAGGUCGUGUUCCAUACUUAGUUUAGGAUUCUCAGUGGUACCUGAUCUGUAAACUGAAAAAGAACUGAAAAAAACAACCCGUGCUAUUUUCAAUAAAGGGAAAUUAAGUUCAAAAACCGUCGCGUUUCCACCUAUUCCAUACAGAUCAUUCUAUAUUUAUAAUCUUUUCAAUUCCCUAUUCCGUCAAGUCAUUUCCAGCAAUAGCUUUGGUCAGCUUUACAGGAAAAAAUGUCUUCUGAAGGUCUACCUCGUUAGACAAAGCGGUCAAAGGUGUCAUGAUUCUUAUUUCGUCCUCAUCCAAUGCGUCCCUUGCGGACACUUUGCCAAUCUGCAGUUUGAUGAAAGUGUUGAGUUGUAAGGCCACUUUUGGUCAGUUUUUAGAAAGCAAUCUGGAUGGAGAUAUUUUGAUUUUGUGGUCAGCAAUCUAUCAAGAUUUCCAGAAGCCAACGGUACAGAUUUUUUUGUGGUACUAAAACUAUUACCAUCCAGAGGUAAACAAUUCAGAUCAAUGACGGGCAGCUGAAAGCAAAAUAGGACAAACAAUAGUAGAAAUUAAUGAAAUCCUCACCAUGCGUAAAUGUCUAUUAA